This is a messenger RNA of Nymphaea colorata (pocket water lily), 1854 nucleotides long. Its product is annotated as pyruvate dehydrogenase (acetyl-transferring) kinase, mitochondrial. Gene Ontology annotation, biological process: regulation of glucose metabolic process; protein phosphorylation. Lineage: Eukaryota; Viridiplantae; Streptophyta; Magnoliopsida; Nymphaeales; Nymphaeaceae. Bases 547 to 1650 code for a protein of 367 amino acids. Gene Ontology annotation, cellular component: mitochondrion. The record is from RefSeq and is a predicted model, not a curated record. Gene Ontology annotation, molecular function: pyruvate dehydrogenase (acetyl-transferring) kinase activity. The transcript has 6 exons.
CCUAACUGCUGCCACUAAAAGAGAGAACCCAAUUGGAAUGCUAUCGUUUGGAAGAACCAAUUCCGCUGGGAACUGCAACAACUUGGUCUGAAAUUUCAGCACCCCCUGCCGGAAGUUCAGGUCAUCUUGCAGACUCUGCCUUAAAAGUUGGCCAUACAAGACCCGGGCAUCUUUCACGGUGCAUGGCUGAAAGGCACCCUCGAUUCAUGGCGAUUGCCAUCCUACAGUGGACAACGUGGUGGCUUCGGACGAAAUAGGAGGAGCAAAUCGUCAUUUUCUAGGGGAUGGCAGAGGAGCGUUGCAACUGGACGAUGGUGAAAAUAAAAGCGUGAGAGAAUCUGCAUUGAAGUUUAAACGCAAACGUUCCAGAAAUCCUACGGCGAAGGCUAAAAUCCAAUUGCGCACUCUUUCUCUGAAUUGAGGUGGAGGGAGGAGGGAAGGAGAACAGGAGGAGGAACUCGGGGGAGCACCUCCCAUUCCUUGUGUUUGCACAGUGGUGGUAGUCGGACAUGUGAGUGAGAGAGAGAGAGAGAGAGAGCGAGAGAGAUGGCCGCAAAGAAGAAGCUGCAGGAGUCGUUCUCGAAGUUCCUGAUAGAGGAGGUGAGGAGGUGGAGCAUGAUGCGGCAGACGGGCGUGAGCCUCAAGUACAUGAUGGACUUUGGAUCGAGGCCGUCAGAGCGCAACCUUCUCCUUUCCGCUCAAUUUCUCCACAAGGAGCUGCCCAUCAGGAUCGCCCGCCGCGCCGUCGAGCUCGAGAACCUCCCCUACGGCCUUUCUCUAAAGCAUGCGGUGCUAACGGUGAGAGACUGGUAUUUAGAUUCCUUUCGUGAUCUUCGAUCAUUUCCGGAGAUUAAGGAUUCAAAAGAUGAGUUGGCAUUCACACAAAUGAUAAAUAAAAUCAAAGUUAGACAUAACAAUGUCGUUCCUGCUAUGGCCAUGGGCAUCAAACAACUGAAGAAUGAUUUAGGUCGAAAGGUGGAGCCCGGUGAUCUUCCAGAGAUACACCAGUUUCUUGAUCGUUUUUACCUGUCAAGAAUUGGAAUUCGCAUGCUUAUAGGGCAACACGUGGCUCUUCAUGAACCCAACCCUUCACCUGGGCAAGUGGGUCAAAUAUGGACUAACUUAUCACCUAUCGAAGUUGCUAAAAAUGCUGCAGAAGAUGCACGUAGCAUUUGCUUACGUGAGUAUGGGAGUGCACCAGAGGUUCAGAUAUAUGGUGACCCAAAUUUCACAUUCCCCUAUGUGCCUACACACUUGCAUCUGAUGGUGUUCGAAUUAGUUAAAAAUUCCUUGCGUGCAGUUGCUGAGAUGUUCAUAAACUCUGAUAAGGAAGCACCUCCAGUCAGAAUAAUAGUUGCUGAUGGAAUAGAAGACGUGACAAUCAAGAUCUCUGAUGAAGGCGGUGGAAUACCAAGAAGUGGGCUGCCAAGGAUUUUUACUUACCUGUAUAGUACAGCAAACACAGCAUUGGAUGAGCAUUCAACUGCAGAUGAAGUUACUAUGGCUGGAUAUGGAUAUGGGCUUCCAAUAAGCCGCCUUUAUGCAAGGUACUUUGGAGGUGAUUUGCAAAUAAUAUCUAUGGAAGGAUAUGGUACAGAUGCAUAUCUUCACUUGUCACGGCUUGGAGAUUCACAGGAGCCAUUGCCUUGAUUCUGGAAGCAUGGGUCGAGGCUUUCUUCAUUCUAUGAAGUUCUCUUUUGUUUCUUCAAAUUCUGCACUAACAUGACGAUUUCAUGAUUGGCCCUGCUAAUUUUCUCCUGUAGAGGAGCGUGUGGUGUGUGAUGACACAUCUAUGGUGUAUCACUUCCAGCACUUCCGCUGGAUUCAAUUUUAUAUACACUCUCUCUCUCUCUC